AUGUACAAUUGGAAGGACUCCGACGCAGUCCUUUACAAUGGAAUCUUCCAAACAGCAUCUUGCCUGGUAUCUUCAGGAAAUAGUUUUCUCAUAGGAUAUACUCGCAUAGGACAAAUUGAAAAAAGAAAACAAAUAAUGUUUGGUGUCACUGUGUUUCUACUGUUUCACAUUUUUAACUUUCCGUGGCCAUUCUACGCCGGACCGCUCGACUAUAUUCCAGAAGGGAAGAACUCAACUGAGAUUGGCGGAUGCCUUCCGUCCUAUAUAUGGUGCGAAACAGCUGUACGAGUACCUUUCCCAAUAUACCUAAUCUGUUUUGUUUUCUUCUUCGGCGUUUCCUUCCCUUUCACCGGGUCACCGUCAGCGACCCUGUAUUCGCAAAUUCUUGGACCACGUAAGCAGGGAAUGAUGCAAGGAAUUCAUUCGUUUGGGGGCAGCUUUGCUCAGUGUAUAGCUCCUAUUCUAGCAACGUAUUUGUUCAAGUAUUCCGGCUACAAAUACGUAAUGGUCACGCAGAUAUGUACAUUGGGACUAGCGCUUGUGAUGGUUAUUGUCUUCUAUCAUCGUCUCGUUCCUUUGAAAAUGAAACCACCGCCGGGUAAAGCAGCGAAAUAUAAGGAAGGUGUAUUCUACGUUAUGUGA
Molecule: messenger RNA, 642 nt
Organism: Cooperia oncophora
Lineage: Eukaryota; Metazoa; Nematoda; Chromadorea; Rhabditida; Trichostrongylidae
Source: the annotation of a GenBank genome assembly